Symbiodinium natans is the source of this 1716-nucleotide messenger RNA. The record is from the annotation of a GenBank genome assembly. Lineage: Eukaryota; Dinophyceae; Suessiales; Symbiodiniaceae.
AUGGUGACGGUGGUCAACUCGAAAGCAGAUGUCCUCAAGGCCUCCCAGGCGCUGGCCGUCAACCUCAAUGCAGCGAAAGGGCUGCAGGAGGUGAUGAAGUCAAACCUGGGACCGCGAGGGACACUGAAGAUGCUGGUGGGUGGCGCUGGGCAGAUCAAGAUCACCAAGGACGGAUCAGUUCUGCUCGGGGAGAUGCAAAUUCAGCAUCCCACCGCCUCCAUGAUCGCCAGGGCUGCCAGCGCCCAGGACGAGUUCACAGGAGAUGGGACGACAUCCAGUGUGAUGUUCAUCGGGGAGCUGAUGAAGCUCGCGGAGCAGAGUCUGGCAGAGGGACUCCACCCGCGGCUCAUUGCGGAGGGCUUCGAGCUUGCGCGGGAGGAGACUGUGAAGUUCCUGGACUCCUUCAAGGUCCACCUGGACGACCCGCUCGGCGACCGGGAAAAGCUGGUCUGCGUGUCCAGGACCUCCCUGAGAACGAAGAUCGCCCCCGCUCUGGCGGACCCCAUGGCGGAGGUCGUGGUCGACGCCGUGCGCAUGAUCAAGAAGCAGGGCACCCCGCUUGAUCUCAACAUGGUGGAGAUUCUUCACAUGAAGAACAAGCUCGUGACAGAGACCCGGCUCAUCAAGGGCCUCGUUUUGGACCACGGCGCCCGGCAUCCGGACAUGCCGAAAAGGCUGGAGAACUGUUACAUACUGACCUGUAACGUCUCCCUCGAGUAUGAGAAGAGCGAGGUCAAUGCCGGGUUCUUCUACAGCAGCACGGAGCAGCGCGAGAAGUUGGUGGAUUCCGAGCGGAAAUUCACGGACGAGAAGGUGAAGAAAAUCAUCGAACUGAAGAAGAAAGUUUGUACCGAGGAGAACGGUAGAACCUUCGUCGUCAUCAACCAAAAGGGAGUCGACCCAACAUCCCUCGAGAUGCUGGCUCGCGAGGCUUCAGCGAUGACCCGCACCUCGCCCAAGGGAUCGGUGAUGGCGAUGGUGAUCCUGGCAAUCGCCGUGUGGUCCCUGGCCCCUGGCCUGUCCUACACCGCACCGCCCGGCGGCGGCCUGAACCGGAAGCAGAAGCACGGCAACAUCCGCAACAAGGACAAGCUCCCGGAUGUCUACGAGAUUCCCUUGGAGGAAGAGGAGGUGGAGCCUGAGGCCAAGCCGGAGAUGCCCGACAGGCGCGUGCCCUACUCGAUGCACAUCGUCACGCAGCUCCCGCAGCACAAGCACCUCCAUGAGGAGAGCAACGCGCGGAAGUUCAUCGAGGAUAAGCUGGUGAACUCCCUGGAGAACUUCGAGGAGUUCAUCCGGCACGUGGAGGUCCACCUUCAGGUAUCCCCGCACUUCCACCGGGAGAAGCGUCCGGACAAGGCCCCCAAGAUCAAGACCACCGUGUCCUUGGACGAGGAUGGUGAGGAGGUGCAGGUCGAGGCGCAGCAGGACCCCGGGCACAAGAUGCUGACCCCCUACAUCGUGAAGGCCACCCUGACCUUGGUGAACCACCACAAAGUGGUGCUGACCAACCCUGAGAAGCACGCCCAGCCGAGCCUCACCGAGGCGGUGGACCACAUGAUCGACGUCCUGCGCCACUCCAUGCGGGAGGAGAAGAACCGCAUGAUCUCCGCGAAGAGGAGGGCCCAGGAGAAUGCCCUUCCCGACGACAUGGACCACCUGCUGGAUGAGGACGUGGGCCCCAGCAAGCCCAAAAGGGGCCCUGUAACAUUCUGA